AAACUGUCAAAACAUAAGCCGAUGUCGGACCAAAAAAUACCGCUAACGGCGUCACUCGUAAAUAAAAUUUCUUUUAUUUGACAAAGUUCAUAAAUCAGUAUACUAAUUUUAAUAGAACAGUAAUUUAUCAUAGUGAAUAUAAUAUGGCUCCCAGAAAACGUAAAAUUAAAGUGGUCGUCCCGGUCAGUUCGCCUGACAAAGCAAAGUUUAGUGUUGCCGUAAUACAGACCAUUCUGAACGCGCAAGAAAACGAAACAAGCCACGCAAAGCUGAUCAAGGAACUGAAGAACAUCUAUCCGUCGGUCGCCCAUGAGUCUUUCAUGAAGUCCUAUAUCCAAUCGCUUAAAGGUGCCAUGCAGCAUGACGAAACCAACGAAUACGCAAACAACAGACUUAAACUUUGUGCCAAAUUCAUCGCUGAUCCCGAUCACAGCGAGCAGGAUAUUACCCAUCCGAUUAUCAUAACGGCGUUUGAUUGGUUACUAAACACCAUUAGCCCUGCUGCAAUAGUCCGUUUCCGUAUUUGUCAGUUCGUUAAUCUGGUGCUGAACGCUAUGGGACCGGAAGCUUCUUUGGAUGACGAUAUCUGCGAUAAAAUUCUGCGAUACAUGUUGGAGCGGAUGCGCGAUGUCGCGCCGAAUGUGCGCGUCCAAGCCGUGCUGGCCCUGCAAAGAUUACAAAACCCGGACGACCCCGAAGACUGCGUUUUUAGAACGUACAUCUACCAUCUGGAUACAGAUCCAUCUCCGAAGGUUCGCCAAACGAUUAUUUCAUCGCUGGGGCGCAACUACCGUACCAUUCCGUACAUCAUCGAGCGGCUGUGGGAUGUGGAAGAACGUGUCCGUCGGCAUACGUACCUGCAGAUGAGCAGCUACCCGGUUAAACAGUACAAGGUGGCGCAGCGUUUGACAUUUCUGGAGCAAGGGCUGAACGACCAUUCGGAAGCGGUCAGGAAGGUGGUCAAAAACGUGAUGAUUCCCCAGUGGUUCGAAUCGUACCAGAAGGACUAUGUGGCGUUUGUUAAGGCGCUGAAGAUCGAUGCCGACGAAAAGGAGUUGAAACGCUUCCGUACUACUGGGAAACUUGCGCUGUUUGAGAUUUUCUCGAAAUAUGGAAUUGCAGAUGCUAUGACCAUGUUGGGUAUGCGUGAGGACGAUAAAACCGUCCCACUGGAAAACCUAACGAUAGAAACUGCAGUUUGCUGGCAGGCUUUGUUGGAAUUCCUUCAGAAAACGGAAUCUGAUGAGUUGGAUAGCUUGAUGGUCGAUCUGUCUACGUUCUGCAACUACAUCAAAGUAUUCGCCGAGACUCCUACUGCAUGCAACUAUAUUCGUUUGCUGGCGGAAGAUCCUUCUAUGAUCACCGACAAAUUGCAAAAAAUGUACUUCCAAUCGAUGUUGCAAAUCCUGUUAGAAAUUGUGGAUUCUUAUGAUUUCGGUGAUGAAUUCGGUCGAGAAACGUUGAAGAAAAUCCUGGCAGAGGUUCUUUGCUGUUGUGAGCUGGACGAGGACAAUGUGAAAAUCAUUCUGUCGAUUUUCGAACGACUGAUCGGAGAUGUUGAAACACGGUUCAAAUUCUUUGUCGAUUUAGUCAACAGCGUACUGGAGCCGUCUCGAACCGAUGUGUCUAACUCGUCGCGUUCGCUGGUAGAGGAAUAUCUUGAAAAGAACCCUGACAAGAGCCUCCAAAUGAAGAUCUCUCGGCUUCGGCUGACGAUUAUGGACUUGAAAGAACAAGAGAUGGAAAAGGUCAAUCGAAAGGACUACGCUGGUGCACAAAAAGUAGCCGAAGAGCUGAAUGUAGCAAACGAAGAAUAUGCCACACUGUUGAAACCAAUUUUGUUGGAGGUUUCAUCCACUAGCGAAGGAAGUUCCCUGUUUAGGGAAUCAAUGCUUAGAUCUAAGAAGAUCACUAAUGCAACCAUUAACAAAUGCUUGCAGAUAUCGUUCUAUCUCGUAAACAGCUCAACAGUGCAAUCGCUAACGCCGAUUGUAUGCGACCUGUAUAAAACAUUCAUCAAUCGUUACGUCGAAUCCGCUGAGAUUGCCACCAGAGAUUGGGCCCUACGAUGUUCGGUUGCGUUCAGCAUGUUGUACGAUGGAUUAUCAAAAGAAACGUUCCAAUUGUUGUACCAUCAAUUUUUCCGUAAUCACUGUACAAGAAUCUGGCAGACUUCGAUUGAGGGCAUUUUUGAGCUCAUGGACCAUUACGGAUUCGAACAUUUCGAUGUCGAAUCAAAGAAGGACGAAUCAAGAAAAAACACGCGCCAACUCUACAACACAAUGGACUAUUUGGACCAGGAGGACGAAGCCAAUACUUCGAGCACCGGAACGGGUGUAAAUUUGAUGCGCAUGAUGACUCACUUUUUCGAAACAUGCGAGGAUAAUGUUAUUUGCUCGGCCAUCGUUGAUGGUUUCUGUCGGUUGAUUCUGCAUGGUCACUGCACUUCGCAAGACAUCAUGUCAAAAUUGUUGCUCAAAUAUUUCAAUCCAACUACCGAACCGAAGACUCAACAAAUCUUGGGCAUAUUUUUCGAGUGUUUGAUCAAGAAGAAACGACAAGAAAUUUUACAAAAGGCUUUGCUGCAUACGUUGUUUACUAUAUUGGAGGCGCCAAACGACAGCCCCCUGCAAGAAGUAAAACCGGAACACGUGGUGAAGUUUGUCAUCGACUCUACCAAGCCGGUUUUCUGCAGCCCGGGAUUAAAUCCGCACAAUACGAUCGCUAUAUCUUUUCUGCAGAUUAUGCUGGACAAUCUUAACUACAAGGAUCUGUUAAAACUACUCAGCAAGGAGCUUUUAACUUUGGAAAUAUCAGACGACGCAGUACUUAAGAAUGACAUCAUCCAUUGCAUCGAUCAGAUUCUUCAAGAGCAAACACUCGAUCCUAAAAUUGUCAAGAAUCUAAAUGACUUUAAAGAGAUGCUUCAUGGCACCUAUCGCGAGUCACUGACAUUCUCCUCAUCUCGCGCACCACCGGCUGCUGCACCCGAAGAACAUGAUCCCGAUCAUCUUUCAGACCCUGAUGAACCUCCAGAAGUAGCCUUAGAUGAAGAGGAACAACCCAAAGACCCUAAAGAAGUGCCUCAGAUCAACAAGUCUUCUCUUCAAAAAGAUGACAGUGUACUAACACAAUCUUCUCCGGCCAAACCAGCGACGGAACCUACCCCAGCUUCGCCGAUCGUGCCACAAACUCCAACCACAUUUGGCACUGACAAUGCAUCUGGAAUGAAAUCGCUGCGCAAAUCGAUGAAUGUUUCCGAUAGAAAUGUGUCCAGGAACGUAUUCAAAGUUCCGGACGCCAACGCCACUAAGAAGCUGCACCAAAAGAAACAGAAAGCAAUCGCGCAAAAGAGUAAACCCGACGAUGAAUCCGAAACGGGCGGAAGCGACGAAUCACCAGAAUCGCCAGAAAGUGAAGAAGCUGACACCGCAAUGGAAGAAUCGUUUGCAAUUCCUUCUACGCAGGACAUUUCUGGAGUUUCAACCAUCGAUGGAGAUAGCUCUAUUUUGCACUUGGAAAUUCCAGAGACGCAGCAACCCAUGGAAGGACACAGCACUCCAACCCAGAGGACACCUUCGAAGAGAAAGAUUUCUCACGGUAGUACAGAAGAGGAGGAUGACGAUGUUGUCGAUACAUCUCCAAAUGUUGUGACAAAUCGCCGAGAUCGUUCAAUGAUAAUUCCUGCAGUUUCCGCCAAGUCGAUGGCGAAGUCGUUCAGUGCCGCAAAAGCUGAACAACCGCGUACUCGCCACACUGCUCGUAAAGAAAUAAUCAACGCUAAGGUAAUGACGCGCAAAUCUCUCACGGAUGUGACGACUGCCUCGCGCGGAUCUAAACGGGGAAGUCUAACCGGUAUCGAACCCUUAGAGCCGAGUCCCCCAGCCAGAAGAAAAAAUCGAAGCUCUGCUAGUGAUGAAAGCGGAACAUCCAAGAAAAUAGACGACAAGCUUACUCCAUCAGCUGCUAAAACAAAACGAUUAGAGACUAGUAAUGAGAAAAAUGACUCCGCAGAAAAAUCAGCCUCAAAAGAACGGACUAACAAGUCUAAGAAAUCCGAUGAUAAUUCUAAAGAAUCAGAAGAAAGGCCUAAGCAAUCACUCCAAAAAUCUAAGGCAUCAGCUGAAAAGUCCAAAGAAUUAGCUGAAAAGUCCAAGAAAUCAAAUAAAAAAUCCAAGGAUUCAACUGAAAAGCUUACAGAAUCCGCUGAAAAAUCUAAGGAACCUAGUGAAACGGCUUUGAGUAAAAACAAAACGAGUACAACUAAGAAAGCAGAUAAAACUCGAACCGAUUCCCCUGCUUUACGGACUAGCAGAAGAAAUUUGAACAAGGGUGAGACGACAGCUCCUUCUUCAUCCAAAAAAGAUUCCGAAAAGGAACCAACUGCGAAAAAGGAUCCCCAGGAUAAGAGAAAGUCUGUUCCGGAAAGAGUAUCAACUCGAAAGUCACUAGAGAAACCCAAGACUCCUUCUAGUGAGAAACCGGAGAAAACGUCCACUCGUUCAGCAUCUAAAGCAGUCCCGCCAUCUGCAUCAGAAAAAUCUUCCUCGACCCGCCAGAAAGCCGCACAGGGUUCACCCUCAACAUCGACCCCUACGAAUAAAUCGCAAAGUGGCACCACCAAAAAUCAAGUGAAACGCACCAUUGCCACCCGCCGUUCCAAGGGCAGCAUUUCCAGUUCACCGGCAGCAACGCUCUCGGUUUCCUCCGUUGGCAGUCAGGAUUCGUCAACGUCAACGAGUCCUGUGCGAAACAAACGGGUAGCGGUGACGCCUUUGAGUGGCGAAAGUGCCAUUACUACGAGGAGCACUUCCACCCCAACACGUCCUGCCCGGAAAGCGGCCAAGAAGUAGAAGUUCUAGUAGCAUAUCAACCGGUCAAUAGUGUGCAAAAUGUGUCAUUUUGGAGUAGGUUAAUCUUUAUUGCUUGUAGCUGAUGUUUUUUUGCUGUGGGAAUACAUUAAUAUAUAAUAGAAAAA
Molecule: messenger RNA, 4978 nt
Organism: Armigeres subalbatus
Lineage: Eukaryota; Metazoa; Arthropoda; Insecta; Diptera; Culicidae
Gene: Cap-G
Product: condensin complex subunit 3
Exons: 6
Coding region: 144-4853 (1569 amino acids)
Biological process (GO): mitotic chromosome condensation
Cellular component (GO): condensin complex; cytoplasm; condensed chromosome
Source: RefSeq, a predicted model, not a curated record